Messenger RNA from Agrilus planipennis (emerald ash borer), 996 nucleotides. RefSeq names its product epidermal growth factor-like protein 8. Gene Ontology annotation, biological process: anatomical structure development. Lineage: Eukaryota; Metazoa; Arthropoda; Insecta; Coleoptera; Buprestidae. The record is from RefSeq and is a predicted model, not a curated record. The transcript has 4 exons. Gene Ontology annotation, molecular function: calcium ion binding; signaling receptor binding. Bases 16 to 981 code for a protein of 321 amino acids. Gene Ontology annotation, cellular component: extracellular region; cell surface.
UUUCUGGUGGUGGUCAUGCUGCUGUCUCUGCUGCUGGUGAUCCUAAGAGAGCACGUGUAUCAACCAGCAGCAUGCCAUCAGUACGCAAUCAGUAUGCUUCGAUGCCGUUCGCAGGCCGAUGGCGUCGCGAUGCUAGUCGUCGCGACGUCUUUCAUUUUCGUCGUCUCGAUCGCGAACGUUUCCGCCGGACGACGCGAACUUCUUUCGUCGCUCCAUCUUCAUCAUCACCACGUCCAGCAGCAGCAGCAGUCGCUGCAUCAUCUUCAGAAGGCGUCGAAAGAAAGCGUCGGCGUUCAGGCGACGUCGACGACGCCUACAGCGUCGACGCCCGCGACGAACGCGGAAGACCUCGAAAAAAAUUAUUACAAAUCCAAUAUUAUUGCUUCUCCAAUCAAGCAUGCGGGAAGGCACGUGUGCACUACUUUUAAAAACGUUACAACCCCCGUGCAGACCAAACUACCCUAUUGUAAACCCAUCUACAAAAGAUACACCCAAAAAUGCAGCGACCAUCACAUGUGCAGCGGUGUAAAAUUAGUUUAUGAAACUGCUUACAAGAAUGUCAUAACAUCGAAAAAUACACAACAUGUAUUUUAUUAUUGUUGCCCAGGAUGGGGCCAGGGAGACUACAGGGGUCAUGGAUGUACCAAACCAAAAUGUUCUCAGCUGUGCCAAAACGGCGGCACUUGUGUGAAACCCGACCUUUGUUUGUGCCCAAAAGGAUUCAAUGGGCGUUUUUGUGAAAUAGAUGUGGACGAAUGUAAAGAACAAAAACCAUGCGACCAAAUCUGCCAUAAUACGCCCGGAAGUUUCCAGUGCCAAUGUCGGGAAAAUUUUACCCUGUUGGCAGACGGUCAAUCUUGCCGAAAAGACGCUGACGAUGGUACCUCAUUCGAAGCUAAGGAACUCGAAUAUGGGCAAUUGGACAAGAGAAUUCAAAAACUGGAAGAGGUAAAGUUCGUCCUUCACAAAUUCUGCCAAUAAAAAAAAAUUAUAUUA